AUGGUCAGAAUCAUCACCAAAACAAUCCUUCGCUCCGAAGUCCAGACAAAACCAACAAGGGCGAGCUGUACUGGGACAGUUUACACACGCCAGUGUUUACGUGUUGAAAGUUCAUUGGUGACCUUCGUUCAGAUCAGAAUAAAAAUGGCGACCACAAGCAGGCACACAAAACCUCUCUUCUUCCUCGGACUUCUCAUGUCUUCAAUCCCAGCAUGCAAAGGCAUGUUCCUGGAGAGACCUGAAGCAAACGUUUUCCUUCAUCGUACCCGUCGGGCCAAUUUUCUUUUCGAGGAGCUUAAACAAGGAAACUUAGAGCGUGAAUGUUUGGAGGAGAAAUGCUCCUAUGAGGAGGCCAAGGAGAUCUUCGCUUUGCCGCAGCAGCUGGAGGUUUUCUGGAGGAUGUACACGGCCGUGGAUCACUGCCUGUCAUCUCCCUGUAAGAAUGGCGGCACCUGCACUCGCCAGAUGAACACCUUCGUGUGCAAAUGUCGGUCUGGAUUCCAUGGAUCCACCUGCGACAAAGUGCGCGUGACUUCUGUGGGAUGUCGCUACAGAAAUGGAGGAUGUGAACAUUUCUGCAGAGACCUUCCUGACCGGACACGCACUUGCUUCUGCACUACAGGCUACAGUUUGGGUCAGGACAACAGCACGUGUAUACCCCAAGAUGCAGUCUCCUGUGGAAGACCAAUGACCCAUUUUGGCCCGAGAGUUGUCAAUGGUGAGAUCUGUCCUAAAGGACAAUGUCCCUGGCAGGCUCUCCUGACUGAGAACCAUGCCUAUGCCUGUGGUGCCAUUGUUCUAUCCACUCACUGGAUUCUAACUGCAGCUCACUGCGUGUGGAGGAAACCAAGCAGCAUCUUCCAUGUCAUCGUGGGCGAACAUGACCUGGAGGUAGACGAGAAGACGGAGCAAAAGCGACGAGUAUCCAAAGUCCUGAUCCACCGUGGCUACAACAACUCCAGCUAUGAUAGCGACCUAGCGAUGCUGAAGCUUCAUCGUCCUGUCAAACUGGGACUCUAUGUUGUUCCUAUUUGUCUAGCGGCUAAGAACAGCUCUUUCAGCCGCAUGCUAGCAGCUGUGAGACACAACACCGUGUCAGGGUGGGGUCGCCUGGCCCAGCACGGCUCCACUGCCAGAUUGCUGCAGCGCUUGGCACUACCACGUGUGCCACUACAGGAGUGCCGCCUGCACACCAGACUCAACAUCACCCGGAACAUGCUUUGUGCCGGGCUGCAGAAUGGCGGCCAGGAUGCAUGCAAGGGCGAUAGUGGUGGCCCUCUAGUGACGCGCUACAAGAAAACCUGGUUUCUGACCGGUGUGGUGAGUUGGGGUAAAGGGUGCGCCGGGAGGAACCUGUACGGUGUUUACACCAGAGUCAGCAACUUCCUGGACUGGAUACAACAUACCAUGUCCAGAGGGUGAAAGCAGGAAUACCCUUGCAAAUCUACGACACGUUAUUUACUUUCACUUGUUGAGGUUGUUUCAUUAGAGGGAAUAAAAAAGGACAAAGAC
Messenger RNA from Entelurus aequoreus (snake pipefish), 1512 nucleotides. It is a transcript of the gene f7l, whose product is annotated as coagulation factor VII, like. NCBI's taxonomy places the organism in Eukaryota, Metazoa, Chordata, Actinopteri, Syngnathiformes, Syngnathidae. Gene Ontology annotation, cellular component: extracellular region. The coding region runs from base 1 to 1422 and encodes 473 amino acids. The record is from RefSeq and is a predicted model, not a curated record. Gene Ontology annotation, biological process: proteolysis; blood coagulation. Gene Ontology annotation, molecular function: calcium ion binding; serine-type endopeptidase activity. The transcript is spliced from 8 exons.